This is a messenger RNA of Morus notabilis, 1593 nucleotides long. RefSeq lists its product as uncharacterized. Lineage: Eukaryota; Viridiplantae; Streptophyta; Magnoliopsida; Rosales; Moraceae. The record is from RefSeq and is a predicted model, not a curated record. The transcript is spliced from 7 exons. Bases 116 to 1540 code for a protein of 474 amino acids.
UAACUGAAAAAAACAGACUUCUGCACAUUUUCCAAUGACCUGUAAUCUUCCCCGUCACGCUUUAACAGCAAAGUGACUCCCUCAACAGAACAAAAGGGAGAAAAAGAAAAAAAAAAUGGCUUCACUUCAAGCUUCAUGGUUUUCUUCCUUGAGCAACAUUUCUCCCACAAACGUCAAGAAAUCCCACUCCGUUAAACCAUUCAAAGUCAGCUUCUCUCUGAACUCGUCCAAUGGGGAAAUUUCACAACCGAAUUCACCAAAUUCUCCAGACACUUCUUCUGAAGCCGAACCAGGUCCUGUUGACCCCGUUAAGCUAGCAUUCGCCAAAGCUAAGGAGUACAAGAAGUCGGUAAAAGAGAGUCCAAAAUUGAGAACUGAGCAAAACCCAGUUGAGGAUUCGGUUAAAGUUGCAUUGGAAAACGACAAAGAGUCUAAGAGGAAUAAAGGCAUGGUGAGUAAUGACAUGAAUGGAGGGGAAAGCGACAGAAUUUCUUCAGGAUUGAAGGAAAAAAGUGGAGGAAAUUCAGGUACUGGGACUGUGGAAAAGAAGGAUGUAAAGUUGUCAGUUUCAAGCAUUGAUUUUAUGGGGCUCAACUUUGCUGAUAAGAAGAAAGGCAGGGGACUUCCACCUGGUUUGGUUCCAGUCUCAGACCCUUUUCCAGAAGGGGAUAUUUCUGAGGUGCAGAUUAUUGUUGGAGACACCAGCAAGUUCGGAAAUGGAAAAGAGAGCAGCUCGGAAUCGGUUUCAAAUAGCUCUAGUGGUAAGGCUAAGGAAGUGCCUGAUUCAGUUAAGAUUGCAAUGGAAAAGGCUAAAGAGUAUAGGAAGAAUAAAGGUGUGGUUGAUACUGACAGUGGCAUAAGUAGAGGAGAAAGCGGCAAAAUUUCAGGACUGAAGGAAACAACUGAGGGAAAACUUGACACUGGGACUGUGGAAAAGAAGGCUGACAAGAAGGGAGAAUUCUCAAUCUCGAGUGUUGACUUUAUGGGGCUUAACUUUGCUGAUAAGAAGAUAGGCCGGGGACUUCCACCGGGGUUAGUGCCAGUUUCGGACCCUUUUCCAGAAGGUGACAUUCCUGAAGUGGAGAUUAUUGUUGGAGACACCGGCAAGUUCCAAGAUGCAAAGUCAUUAAAGCCUGAUCAGCCUCAAGAAUCUGAUUCAGAUGUUUACAAACCGAAAGUUUCGACAUGGGGAGUCUUUCCUAGACCGAGCAACAUUUCGAAAACGUUUGGUGGUGGCCGGGUUAUUAACCCCGGGCAAGCACUUGAAACGGCUGACGAGAAAGCAGCUAAAGAAGCCCGCACAAGGAAAUUGAUUGCUGAUUACAAGAAGAAAGUUGGGAUGAACAUUGAUCCAAAGUUGAAGUCUGCGUGUAAGGAGGCAUUGAAAGAGGGUGACUCUUUGAUGAAUCUUGGAAAGCUUAAUGAAGCAUUACCCUAUUAUCAAAAGGUUAUGGACAAAUUGCCAUUCCAGAGUGAACUUCAUGGAUUAGCUGCUCUGCAAUGGUCUAUUUGUCAAGAUUCCCUUCGAAGUGAUUGUUGACAGGCCAAAUGAAGCCCAAUCGAUGUACGAGAGGCUUCGGUCGCACCCGAACG